Adineta steineri is the source of this 414-nucleotide messenger RNA. The record is from the annotation of a GenBank genome assembly. NCBI's taxonomy places the organism in Eukaryota, Metazoa, Rotifera, Eurotatoria, Adinetida, Adinetidae.
AUGACAGAAAAAGUUCAUUCAUCUCUUUUAACAUUACCAGUCGAAAUUGUGUAUCGAAUCUUGGAUAAUUUAGAUGAAUUUACAAUUUUAUGUUCUGUUCGUGAUGUUUGUCAUCGAUUCAAUCUAAUUACAGAUACAUAUAAUCGAUAUCAAUUAUUCACUACACUUGAUCUAAGCAAUUAUCAGUUGCAAGAUCAGGAUAUACAAUGUCUCGUCAAAACAUUGCCAAAUAAUACCACGUUAACUACAAUCAAUAUUGGUAGUAACACAAAUCAAGAUGGUUUAAUUGUUAAAUUAAUCAAUGCUCUUAAAAACAAUAAAACACUUACCACACUGGAUAUUAAUUGUAAUUCUAUUAAAGAUCAAGAAGCACAAGAUCUUGCUAUUUUGCUUGAAAAUAACAAAGUAUUUUGA